Molecule: messenger RNA, 1558 nt
Organism: Cololabis saira (Pacific saury)
Lineage: Eukaryota; Metazoa; Chordata; Actinopteri; Beloniformes; Belonidae
Gene: tnnt1
Product: troponin T type 1 (skeletal, slow)
Exons: 12
Coding region: 177-875 (232 amino acids)
Biological process (GO): sarcomere organization; slow-twitch skeletal muscle fiber contraction; regulation of muscle contraction
Cellular component (GO): troponin complex
Molecular function (GO): troponin T binding; tropomyosin binding
Source: RefSeq, a predicted model, not a curated record
CACUCCAGGCAGCUUUGCAUAUAAACGUGCGCCUUGGACCUGGUUUUUACUCUUCAUCUAUCCAUCAUUAGUGAGCAUUUUACAUCCAGUGCCACCAUGUCUUAUUUAGAAGAGCUGGGAAGAAGAAGAAGAGCAGGGGGAGGGAGGUGAGACUUUGGCUGCAUACUUCCACCCUAAUGAGAGAACGCCCCAAAUACAAGUCUAUGGUAUCGCAACUUUCUGCACCAAAAAUCCCUGAGGGGGAGAGGGUCGACUUUGAUGACAUCCAUAGAAAAAGGAUGGACAAAGAUCUGCUGGAGCUACAGACGCUUAUAGAUGUCCACUUUGAGCAGAGAAAGAAAGAGGAAGAGGAGCUGAUUGGCCUCAAAGAAAGAAUUGAGAGCCGUCGAGCAGAGAGAGCAGAGCAGCAGCGUGCCAGAGCUGAAAAAGAGCGAGACAGACAGACUCGGAUUGCUGAGGAGAGACAGAGGAAAGAGGAUGAAGAGGCCAAAAAGAGGGCAGAAGAUGAGGCCAAGAAAAAAAACGUGCUCUCCAACAUGGGGGCUCAUUUUGGUGGGUUCAUUGCAAAGGCAGAGCAAAGACGAGGCAAAAAACAAACUGCAAGGGAGAUCAAGAAGAAGACUCUGGCAGAGAGACGCAAGCCACUGGCUAUUGAACACCUCAAAGAGGAUGGCCUGAGUUUUUCCAUGUGUGUCAGAGAGAAAGCCAAAGAGAUGUGGGAAUGUAUCUACCAGCUGGAGUCGGAUAAGUUUGACCUCACUGAGAAGAUGAAGGGGCAGAAGUAUGAGAUCAACGUCCUCCUGAACAGAAUUCAACAUGCUCAGAAAUUCAAAAAGGUCCAUGGUAAGGGGAAGGUUGGAGGACGCUGGAAAUGACCCCCCCCCCGCCACAAAAAAAACCAACAACCCACAAACAUGCACACACACACACACACACAUGCAUUUGCAUUUGGAGUUAACAAAAUACAUACAUUACUCAACUGCAUAAUGCCCAUAUAACACUGCUUAUACAGUAUAACAGUGUUAUUUAUAUUAUAUUAUAUAAUAUUUAUAUUAAAUUGGACUGUUAGUAUUGAAAUGCCAAAGCUAGAAAUUGUUACAGGUGUUACAAACAUAUUUGAAUUACUAUUUGAGAUCUCUAACAACUGGCAGAAUAUUUUUCUUGUGAGAUAAAAUAAAUCCUGUAUGCAUAAACAUACACACAAAAUGUUUCUGUGUCAUUUUAGAACAUUUAAUGGUUGAGGUAAAAGAGUGGCAAAAAAAGUAAAAGAAAAUGCAUACAGAAAACGUAUAGGCUUAGUGUAUUUUUCAGAAACAAUUUCAUAGCAAAAGGAGACUAAUAAACAGCUGUGAUCAAAUAAACCUUCACCUCUUCUUUUGUGUGAAAACUGCAUGAACGUCAUCGCUGUUGCUCUCAUGCAAAUGUUCAAAGCCCAUCUCCAGAGCCAUGCUUGCCACUUUUGUUGCAAAGCCUGCUUCUUGCUCUUUGUUCAGAUCCAGAAUGUACCUGAUACACACACAAGGGCUGUUGUCAAUGUCACUGCUAACUGCGAGAAAAA